AUUACGCAAAGAUCGCGAAAAUGUGGAGUAGGAAGAAUAAAAUUAUCGAAAUCACAUUGGAAGAUUCUUGUGUUGUCUAAUUUUAUCAAUUUUGAGUAUCUUUUUGUUUAUUUUUAACAGCAACUAUAUUUCCUACUUCAAAAAAAUUAUGGAAUUUCCUAUAAAAACAUGUUUUGUUUGGUAGAAAGGAGUAUUAUUAAAUUAUGAUGAGUGUGCAAAACACAUGCCUGUUAUCUAUAGUCAGAGUCUGCAAUUAGGUUAUAUACUCAUAUUUUUCCACAACUUUGUCAAUUUUACGUACGGCUAAGUAGCACUGUUUGCCAAUAUGCUACCCGCAACGAUUUUCCGACAGGUGCAAUGCACCCGCAAUGGUCUAAGUAAAAACAUCACGGAUUUGGUAAUAGGUUUAAGUACAGCUGGACCGCCAGCAAAUGGUGUUAACUGUUUAAACCGAUAUGCCGCAGCAACAGGGUUCAUACGCAUCUCCUUCCUUGACUUUAACCAACAUCGAAACUGGGAUAUCGCAAGACUACGUCAGUAUGCCGAUUCCAAAAAGAGGUCUUUGCAUUUGCGAACGUUACAAGGUCGUCAUAUACUUCAAGAUGUAAUAGACAAAAAACGUGAAAGUUUUAUAGAACGUAAAAAUGUGCUCGUUGAGGAUAUUCACAAAGUACGGGAAAGAAUGGAGGAGGUUAUUGAGCGGGAAAAUGUACUAACCAUACCGAAUAUGUUAACCGUGGGACGAGCAAUUUUGUCACCUUACAUUGGAUACAUCGUAGUGCAACAGAAUUAUGGAACGGCAAUGGGAUUACUGAUAGUAGCAGGAAUAACAGAUUUGUUGGAUGGACAAAUAGCUAGAAGGUGGCCAAAUCAAGCAAGUAAAGCGGGUUCGUUCCUAGAUCCGAUGGCAGAUAAAUUACUAAUCGGAUCAUUAGUUAUUUCAAUGGGACUUGGAGAAUUGUUGCCUUGGUGGUUAGCUGGCACUGUUCUAUUUCGCGAUGUCUUCCUUCUUGCAGCUGGUUUCGUCAUACGCUAUAUUAGCUUACCACCACCGAAAACAAUUACUCGUUAUUUUGAUGCGACAUAUGUGACGGCGCAGUUGGAGCCUACACUUAUUAGCAAAAUCAAUACUGGUGUGCAAUUAGCAACAAUUGGUAUCAGCUUGGGUGCUCCUAUAUGGAAUUACAUUGACCAUCCCGCGUUGCUUGGACUGUGGUAUUUAACUGGAGCUACAACUGUAGCCGCAGCUUUGAGUUAUAUUUUAAACAAAAAUACAUUUAAGAUAAUCAGAAAACAAACUAAGAAUACAUAGAGAAUAAUAUACCUGUGGAGUUUAUUAUGACCAAACUCUAAACAUUAAAAUAAACCUAUGUCUGCUGCCAUGGCUACACCGCCUUAUAAAUUUAGCAAAAUCUGUAUAAAAGUAAAUAAGACUUAAAAAUUUACAACAAUCUGCGAUAAGGGCUAGAGUGCAGUAAAUUGGUAAGCUUUCAUUUACAUAAGAAAAUAUUUUAUAUUCGUUUGUACUAUAUUAUUCAAUUCAAGGACUUGAAUACUGACUUUAAGUGGUAAUUAUUUUGUAUAGUUAUUUAAGAGAAAUCAAGCUUUUCAAAAUGUAUAACUGAUUUGUGUAUAUAUGUAUGAACAUAUAAACCUAUUAUUAAAAUGUUGAAUUAAAAACUGUUA
Molecule: messenger RNA, 1686 nt
Organism: Zeugodacus cucurbitae (melon fly)
Lineage: Eukaryota; Metazoa; Arthropoda; Insecta; Diptera; Tephritidae
Gene: CLS
Product: probable cardiolipin synthase (CMP-forming)
Exons: 5
Coding region: 326-1312 (328 amino acids)
Biological process (GO): cardiolipin biosynthetic process
Cellular component (GO): mitochondrion; membrane
Molecular function (GO): cardiolipin synthase activity
Source: RefSeq, a predicted model, not a curated record